AUGGAGGAAGAGGAAGCUCACCUCAUGCCGGCAACGCCAUUCUUCCCACUAGCAGGGCUCCACAAGUACAUCGCGAUCCUCCUCGUUGUCCUCUCGUGUGUCCUGGUCCACAGGUGGAGCCUGAGGAAGCAGAAAGGUCCGAGGCCAUGGCCGGUCAUCGGCGCAACGGUGGAGCAGCUGAGGAACUACCACCGGAUGCACGACUGGCUUGUCGGGUACCUGUCGCGGCACAAUACAGUGACCGUCGACAUGCCGUUCACGUCCUACACCUACAUCGCUGACCCAGUGAAUGUCGAACAUGUCCUCAAGACUAACUUCACCAAUUACCCCAAGGGGGACGUGUACAGAUCCUACAUGGACGUGCUCCUCGGUGACGGCAUAUUCAACGCAGACGGCGAGCUGUGGAGGAAGCAGAGGAAGACAGCGAGUUUCGAGUUCGCCUCCAAAAACCUGAGGGAUUUCAGCGCCUUCGUGUUCAGAGAGUACUCCCUGAAGCUGUCAGGCAUACUGAGCCAGGCAUCCAAGGCAGGCAAAGUUGUGGACAUGCAGGAACUUUACAUGAGGAUGACACUGGACUCGAUCUGCAAGGUUGGGUUCGGGGUUGAGAUCGGCACGCUGUCGCCGGAUCUCCCCGAGAACAGCUUCGCCCAGGCGUUCGAUGCCGCCAACAUCAUCGUCACGCUGCGGUUCAUCGACCCGCUGUGGCGCGUCAAGAGGUUCUUCCACUUCGGCUCAGAGGCCCUCCUAGCGCAGAGCAUCAAGCUCGUGGACGAGUUCACCUACAGCGUGAUCCGCCGGAGGAAGGCCGAGAUCGUCGAGGCCCGGGCCAGCGGCAAACAGGAGAAGAUGAAGCACAACAUCCUGUCACGGUUCAUCGAGCUGGGCGAGGUCGGCGACGAUGGUAGCGGCGGCUGCGGCGGAGGCAGCUUCGGGGACGACAAGAGCCUCCGGGACGUGGUACUCAACUUCGUGAUCGCCGGGCGGGACACGACGGCGACGACGCUGUCGUGGUUCACGCACAUGGCCAUGUCCCACCCGGACGUGUCCGAGAAGCUGCGGCGCGAGUUGUGCGCGUUCGAGUCGGAGCGCGCGCGCGAGGAGGGCGUCGUGCUCGUGCCCUGCGGCGGCCCUGACGACGACAAGGCGUUCGCCGCCCGCGUGGCGCAGUUCGCGGGGCUCCUCACCUACGACAGCCUCGGCAAGCUGGUCUACCUCCACGCCUGCGUCACCGAGACGCUCCGCCUGUACCCCGCCGUGCCUCAGGACCCCAAGGGGAUCCUGGAGGACGACGUGCUGCCGGACGGGACGAAGGUGAGGGCCGGUGGGAUGGUGACGUACGUGCCCUACUCGAUGGGGCGGAUGGAGUACAACUGGGGCCCCGACGCGGCGAGCUUCCGGCCGGAGCGGUGGAUCAACGAGGAUGGCGCGUUCCGCAAUGCGUCGCCGUUCAAGUUCACGGCGUUCCAGGCGGGGCCGAGGAUCUGCCUGGGCAAGGACUCGGCGUACCUGCAGAUGAAGAUGGCGCUGGCCAUCCUCUUCCGCUUCUACAGCUUCCAGCUGCUGGAGGGGCACCCGGUCCAGUACCGCAUGAUGACCAUCCUCUCCAUGGCGCACGGCCUCAAGGUCCGCGUCUCUAGGGCCGUUUGA
Messenger RNA from Miscanthus lutarioriparius, 1647 nucleotides. NCBI's taxonomy places the organism in Eukaryota, Viridiplantae, Streptophyta, Magnoliopsida, Poales, Poaceae. The record is from the annotation of a GenBank genome assembly.